CACAUCCCGCUCGUUGCUGGGCGACUUCAUCGCACACAGCUGGUGGCCAGUGGUCACUUAAAACAGCACGUGACGUGCACAUGCAACCACCAUCAUCCACUGCAAACAUUGGAUCCUCAUUUGCCCAACCAACCCAUCGCCUCCCACGUCAACUUCGACUUCUCUACCACUACGUCCUUACAUCUAGCAUCGCAUUCUCCUCCUUCACCGAAUACAUACUCUGCAGCCAUGUCGCCUUUAUCCGACCUCGAAGAUGAAAAGAAGCAGUACCAAGAGCAGCUGGACAUCGUCCGCGGCCAACUACGCGACGACCCCGAGAACGUCGAACUCAAAGCGCUUCAGGAGGAGUUGAACAACUUCAUUGAUCUCCUCAAUGAGAACAUUGCUGAGCUCAAGCCCAAGCAGGCGCCCAAGCCAGCUCCCAAGCAGCCGUCCCCGCCACCUGAACCGGAGAAGUGGUCCCGCGAGAACCACCCCGCCUUUAAGAAAGCGACCCCGGCCGAGGAGAAGGAGGACACGCCCGUCCACUACCAGGUCAACGACACAGUGUUGGCGAAAUGGGUCACCGGUGACAAGGCAUUCUAUCCGGCGCGUAUUACAUCCAUUACAGGGUCCUCGACAGACCCCAUCUACAUUGUCAAGUUCAAGACGUAUGAUAACACAGAGACUCUGCGAUCUCGAGAUAUCCGCCCUGUCUCGAAUAAGCGAAAGGCAGACGGUACCCCAUUGUCCUCGGCACCCGCGACUCCCCCUGCCCCCGGAUUGGUGACGUCGGCCGGCGCGACAGUGUAUCCUGAAGCGAAGAGAGAAGCAGAGAACAACGGCGAUGUGAAGCCCCCCAAGGCAAAGAAGCUCAAGGCGAAGAAGGAGCUCGAGAAGAACAAGAAUAAGUGGCAAGAAUUUAGCGCCAAAUCCAAGUUCGGAAAGGCUCACAAGAAGGAGAGCAUGUUCCGAACGCCCGAGGGUGUUAACGGUAGAGUUGGUUUCACAGGCUCUGGCCAGACCAUGCGAAAAGACCCAACUCGAAGCCGUCAUGUCUACCAAAUGAACGAUGAGCUGGACUAA
Molecule: messenger RNA, 1065 nt
Organism: Fusarium falciforme
Lineage: Eukaryota; Fungi; Ascomycota; Sordariomycetes; Hypocreales; Nectriaceae
Product: Tudor domain-containing protein
Exons: 3
Coding region: 229-1065 (278 amino acids)
Biological process (GO): negative regulation of DNA-templated transcription
Molecular function (GO): DNA-binding transcription factor activity
Source: RefSeq, a predicted model, not a curated record